This is a messenger RNA of Chinchilla lanigera (long-tailed chinchilla), 5551 nucleotides long. RefSeq names its product solute carrier family 22, member 23 (gene Slc22a23). The record is from RefSeq and is a predicted model, not a curated record. Gene Ontology annotation, cellular component: membrane. Gene Ontology annotation, biological process: transmembrane transport. Gene Ontology annotation, molecular function: transmembrane transporter activity. NCBI's taxonomy places the organism in Eukaryota, Metazoa, Chordata, Mammalia, Rodentia, Chinchillidae.
CGCCCCUCGGGGGGCGCGCGGAGAUCCAGCCGCUGCCCCCGCUGCCUCCCGGCGCUGGCGGCGCGCACUCGGGCUGCUGUGCGUCCGCGGCCGCCCCGAGCCUCCUGUUGCUGGACUACGACGGGUCGGUGCUGCCCUUCCUCGGGGGCCUGGGCGGGGGCUACCAGCGGACCCUCGUGCUGCUCACCUGGAUCCCGGCGCUGUUCAUCGGCUUCAGCCAAUUCUCGGACUCCUUCCUCCUGGACCAGCCCAACUUCUGGUGCCGCGGGGCCGGCAAAGGCUCCGAGCUGGCGGGGGCCACCGUGACUGGCCGGUGGGGCGACCUGGGCAACUGGACCACCCCCCCAAGCACCCCCUUCUCCACUGCCGCCUGGGGAGCCACGGGCAGCGGAAGCAACAGCAGCGGCGUGGACGGGGGCGACACGCCGCCCCUCUCAUCCCCUCCGGACAAGGGGGACAACGCCUCCAACUGCGACUGCCACGCGUGGGACUACGGCAUCCGCACCGGUCUCGUCCAGAACGUGGUCAGCAAGUGGGAUCUUGUAUGUGACAAUGCCUGGAAGGUCCAUAUCGCUAAGUUCUCCUUACUGGUUGGAUUAAUCUUUGGCUACCUAAUAACUGGAUGCAUUGCUGACUGGGUUGGCCGUCGGCCUGUGCUGCUGUUUUCUGUCAUCUUCAUUCUGAUCUUUGGACUGACCGUGGCGCUCUCGGUGAAUGUGACAAUGUUCAGCACACUCAGGUUCUUUGAAGGAUUUUGCCUGGCUGGAAUAAUUCUCACCUUGUAUGCGAUACGAAUAGAGCUGUGUCCGCCUGGGAAACGGUUCAUGAUCACAAUGGUGGCGAGCUUCGUGGCCAUGGUGGGCCAGUUUCUCAUGCCUGGGCUGGCCGCCCUGUGCCGGGACUGGCAGGUGCUGCAGGCCGUCAUCAUCUGCCCCUUCCUCCUCAUGCUGCUCUACUGGUCGAUCUUCCCUGAGUCCCUCCGGUGGCUGAUGGCGACCCAGCAGUUUGAGGCCGCAAAGAAGCUGAUCCUGCACUUCACACAGAAGAACUGCAUCAGCCCGGAGAGCGACAUCAAAGGCGUGAUGCCGGAGCUGGAGAAGGAGCUGUCCCGGAGGCCCAAGAAGGUGUGCAUCGUGAAGGUGGUGGGGACCCGGAACCUGUGGAAGAACAUCGUGGUCCUGUGUGUGAACUCGCUGACAGGGUACGGGAUCCACCACUGCUUUGCACGGAGCAUGAUGGGCCACGAGGUGAAGGUGCCGCUUCUGGAGAACUUCUAUGCUGACUACUACACCAUGGCCAGCAUCGCACUGGCGUCCUGCCUGGCCAUGUGCGUGGUGGUCAGGUUCCUGGGGCGCAGAGGGGGCCUGCUGCUCUUCAUGAUCCUCACCGCCCUGGCCUCCCUGCUGCAACUGGGGCUCCUUAACCUGAUCGGGAAGUACAGCCAGCACCCCGACUCAGGGAUGAGUGACAGCGUGAAGGACAAGUUCUCCAUCUCCUUCUCCAUCGUGGGCAUGUUCGCCUCCCAUGCUGUGGGCAGCCUCAGCGUGUUCUUCUGCGCGGAGAUCACCCCCACGGUGAUAAGGUGCGGCGGGCUGGGGCUGGUGCUGGCCAGCGCGGGCUUCGGCAUGCUCACCGCGCCCAUCAUCGAGCUGCACAACCAGAAAGGCUACUUCCUGCACCACAUCAUCUUUGCCUGCUGCACGCUCAUCUGCAUCAUCUGUAUCCUCCUGCUGCCCGAGAGCAGGGACCAGAACCUGCCCGAGAACAUCUCCAACGGGGAGCACUACACGCGGCAGCCGCUGCUGCCACACAAGAAGGGGGAGCAGCCGCUGCUGCUCACCAACGCCGAGCUCAAGGACUACUCGGGCCUGCACGACGUGGCCGCUGCCAGCGACGGGCUGCCCGAGGGCGCCACAGCCAACGGCAUGAAGUCCAUGUAGCCGCGAGCCGCUGCCCCUCGAGCCUCGGGGGCUCCGGGAGCUGUGGGGAGUUCGGGCACAAGUUGCCAGAGCGGGGCAGGCCUGGCCGGGUCAGAGAGGCCAGCUCUGUUGCGGGUGCUGCCCGACUGUGAGGCUUUCAGCUGGUGUUGGGAAAUUCUGUCUUUCCAAAAGUCCAAGGAAUGGGUUGGAGGAACAGACUCUUCGGAAAUAACCCUUCAGAGACUUUCUUUUCUGCCAUUAAAUGUUUGUAUUUAUUUUGGUCAUUUUUACGAGAAGCACUUUAUUCCCUCUCCUCUCACUGAUCAUGGAGUGGAACCGCUGCCCUUGCCAGUGAGCAAGUCACCCUGAGGAAGACCCCGUGAGUGACCCGCACCGUGGCCGGCCUCCUCCCCGGGGGCACGCGCGGCUGCACGGCCACCUGUGGGCAGACGUGACACUCGCGUGGAGCCUCCCCAGGCCUGAACUCCACAGUGACAUGCACAUGAGUUUGGUCUUUGCUAGAGGCUGUGUAUGGUUUUUAAAGUCUGUUUUUUUUUUCCUUUCCGUGUGUAAGGUAAGCGCUUCCAUCCCGUGUGCUGGGGGAAUGCGGCUCCCACACAUCAAAACCAGCCUAGUCUUUCUUUCCUUCAGGAUCAUCCUCUGUACUUGACGCCGGAAGCUCUUUGAGGGAAACUUCACACUGUACCAGAAAUCGUAACUGACUGUGGUGAUCGCCCAUGCUCUGACAACAGGGUCGCUUAGUUGCGGACACGGCUAGCAGGUGUGUUGAGGUCUGGGACUUGUUCGUUUUAUGCAAGUUCCUCCCCAGACGUAGCUCCAGCAGAGCAAUUCCCCUUUUCCGGUCCGCUUUGUUGCCAGCACUACUUGAAAACCAUGGCUACUUUCUGAACUAAAACACUAGGAAAACAACUGACAAAGACAGCUAAGGCAAACCUCGGGAGGGAGGCCCUGCUCUCCCGAUCGUGGCCGUCACCCACAUCUCAAGCACACACCCUGAGACCGCCGGCUCGGUGGCUGUCACCCACGUCCCCAGAGCACAUACGGAGGCUGGCGGUCCCCGUGUCUCCCUCGGUCACCCCCUGCUUGUCGCUCACUGGCCACGGAGGUGGGGCGCAGGCAGGAGUGCAGGCUCCGCCCAGGUCAGUCCACGUGGCCACAGCAAGAUGAACUGAGAGAAGCAAUAACUCACCAAAGCUCAGCUCCACCCGCCGGCUCCAGGGUUCUCACCCGCACCUCAUCUUGCCUCAGACAGGAAGGUUCCUCCUGGUGUCUGCUGAGGACUGUGAUGCUGGGGCUGCUGAGAAACCAGCUCCCUCUCCAGGCAGGCACCGCUCUGCAGCUCCUCAGGCCUGCUCUCCUGCCCUCCCUCAGCUGCCCGCCUCGCCCUCUGCCUGCGCCUCUCUGCAGUGACUUCUCCCAGCCAAGGCACCCUGGGCUGCGGCUGGCAGUUAGGUGGCUUCCCCAGGACAGGGCUGGAGGGGUGAGUCCCUGCCGGGUGUUUCUCACUGUCCCCGCCCACCUCUCCUCCACAUCCGGUACACAAGGCACAGGAGCUGCUGCUGACAGGCCCUGGGGCACUGCUGUGUUUCCACCACUGAACCCGGGGUCUCCAGGGGCUCCCUCAACACCUGACACAUGGCCAGUCCCACUCGCCUGCCCCGAGUCCCACUCAUCCUCACCCUCCUGGCCUCACCUGAGUCACUCUCCCUCCAUGUUUCCUGUUAGUCUGAUACCUUCCCAAAGGCCUGUCUUUAGAUCUGCGCAGCCUUCGCGUGCUAAACUUGGGAAAUACCUUUCACCCUUCCCGGGGUACUGGCCACCAGGUCUCCUGGCAGCAAACCCUGCAAAGGACAGGAUGGGACAUUGCACAAGCUGUGAGCCAUCUCCCAGGGAUGUGCAGCCUUUAUAAGGAAAGCUGGAAGCUGCUGUGUGCUGCUGAAAUCACUUGGGGGUGGGGUCAAGGCAGGGCACGUCCAAGCUUCAGUCCCAGGGUCUCUGAUCUCCACCUCAGGGGACAAUGAUAAAAACCUUGGGCCUGAAUGGAGAGCUUCCUGCUUCAGCAAUCAGGACUGAGCCAUCAGUGACCAGAGGAGCUGCCAUUUGGAGGCCCAGGGUCGGGACCAAAGUCUAACAGUGCACAGGAGCCCGGCUGCUGCAGGGCGUCGCGGGCAGCAGGAGGUACCUGAGUAUAUCAGUGAAGAGCAGCCGCAGCAGGAAUCCACCCCCGGGGGCAUGGCCCUGAGUGGGUACCAGGAAGAGAGGCAGCAGCUCCCCACGCCUGGCACAUGCAGCCUGACAGGCUCCUCGGGUUCAGGGGCCUCUGCCCCACCUCCCCAGCACCAGGCUGCCAGGCCAAGGGCCAGGGUUCUGUGUCCUGGGAUCAGAGAUGCUUCUCAGGCUCUUGUCCUUCCUGUCCAGCCCGCCCACCCCCAGAUCAACUCCCUACCACCCUCUGCACCCAGCCCUGCACCUGUGCCUCCCUUUUUUGAUAAAAGUUAUGCACAAAUGUGAACACCUGAGACGGGACUGAAUAUUCCUUCAUUCUGUUCUUUUCCAGAAGUCAGUAGUAAUUCUUAUCAGACAUCCUAAUUAGUACCCAAGGCAAAUAGGAAAAAGAAGUCUUGAAGUGUUUUUGUUUUCUAAGACCCUAACUGCUUCCACUAGGAGGACAGGACUAGUAAGUUGGUUUGGCCACAGAACGCAAAGGCAAGCAGAAACAGAGCUGGCGAAGGAAGCGGCGCUCACAGAGCGCUCCCACGGCCAGCCAGAAAGCCCUGAGCUGGAAGUGCCAUUCAGGGCCUGGUGACCGUCACAUCGCCCAGCUCCAGGGUGGUGGGCGGGUUGGGGUACCCAGCUCCGGCCGUCUUGUUUCGCAGGACACCACCUCACCUGAAUGUAUCCUGUGUUGGAGAAGCAGCAGUGUGUUGUCUGGUGAGGAACGCGUCUCCACCUGUCCUUCCUGCAACCCAGCCUGUGACUGUCCGCGUCGACGGGGUCCCUCUGGCGGUACUCGUUCAUAGCACAAGCUUACACUGAGCUCUGAACUGUCGUGCACAGCUACAUGUCUGCAUGGUGUCGCAUCUGUUGUACUUUGGGGAAAAUGUGUAUGUAAAUGUACAGAAAUAAAAACGUUGCCCCAUGAACAGAUUUCCUCUGGAAUGUCUUCCCUACCUCACCUGAUGGUAUCCGACGAAGGGCAUUUCACUACCAUUGCUGACAAGUAAUAAAAACCCUCCCUGUCGAUAAGACCUCGCUGUAUCCCUCCUUGCCACACCUCUGUAUGCUGCGUCUUCGCUGCCCCGAGGGGAUGGUGGGCCUCGGCCCGUCCCAGAGCCCUAGUUUCAAAGGCAGUCAGACACAGAGAUCGGAUUCAGCAGAAACUGUCUACCUAGUGCCACUCUCAGACCACCUGAGAACUCAGUACAUUGAAGAAUUUUUUUUCUUGUGUAUGUUCUGGUAAUCCAUGGCCUGAAGGUUCCCAGAGAGAUCAAGAAAUGAGUAUCUUACACUGUGAUUCUGCGAGGAAAGACUGAUAACCCAAAACUCUCUUCUCUAAUGUAGUAUUUUUUAACAAGAAAACAAUAUUUCUUUAAUAAAGUAUUUAUACCAAA